Molecule: messenger RNA, 2367 nt
Organism: Candidozyma pseudohaemuli
Lineage: Eukaryota; Fungi; Ascomycota; Pichiomycetes; Serinales; Metschnikowiaceae
Exons: 1
Coding region: 1-2367 (788 amino acids)
Source: RefSeq, a predicted model, not a curated record
AUGCUUCCACUCAAUGUUUUGAUGGCGACUUUGGCCCUGGUGGCCUCUGUCAGCGCCAGGGUUAUCUCCCAGCCAACUGAGUACUCUCAGAGUUGGGAUUUCUCCUUGGGUCCACUCACUAUCGAAGAAGGCGCCUACCUCAGAAUCAACAACAACACCCUCACCACCAUUGGAGGAAACCUCGACAACAGGGGUGGCUUCUUCAUUUCUUCCAGCGACACGUUCCAGUCGGCUGUUGAUAUCACUUCUGGAAGAAUCACAAACUCGGGUGAUCUUGCUUUCAGAGCAGAAAACCCAAACUUUGCUUCCAGAUACAUUCUCAACAGUGUCGCAAGCUUCGAGAAUACCGGUAACAUGUGGUUCCAGAUUUCCCAGGCAACGUCCACCUCUCCUUUCACGGUGACGUCUAUGGCCAGCUGGAAUAACACCGGUUUGAUGUCCUUCAGCCAGGCUGAUGGUUCUCCAUCUCGUGUGAGAUUGAACCAGGCUGCUGGAAGUAGCGGCUUUAACGUUAUCGAAAACACAGGUAACAUCUGUCUUGAGGGCACUGAGUGGGUUCAGUCUUCCAACGUUCGUGGUAAUGGUUGUGUCAACGCUCUCACCCGUGGUGAGAUCAGGUUGCAAACUGCUGUUGGUAACACCAUUUACAACUUUGCCAGAGAGCAGGCCAUUUGGUUGGAGGACACCACUUCCAGAUUGUCAGUGGUUGGCUUGUCUGCUGGUAACAACAACCAUGGCAACAAGCACAAGGGUAAGAAGAACAAGAGCAGAAAGAAGAACAAGCACGGCAGUGGCACCACUUCUAACCCCAACAAUGUUCCAGUUAUUGACGUUUACGGUUUUGGUAACGCCAACAUUAUCAGCGUGAACUUGGGCUUCACUGGAUACAAUUACGAGUCUUCCACUGGUCUCUUGAGAUUGUACUUCAACACCCACUUUGGUAUUACCUUUGACAUCGGACCUGGUUACACAACUUUCAACACCAAUUCGAAUGCUGGAACUGCCACUGAGAUCUGGGCCAACUACCCACCACCAAACGGUAAGCCAGAUAGAUGUAGCUGCAAAGAGAUGCCAGAGUUUCCCAACGGAGGCGGUGACUCAGAGGAGCCCUCGGAAACCUCCAGCGAGGUAACUGAGACAUCUGAGACAUCUACCGAGCCAACUGAGACGAACCCUGGACCAACUGAGACCACCCCUGAGCCAACUGAGACCACCAGUGAGACCACCAGUGAGCAGACUGAGCCCACUGAGACUACUACUGAAAGCUCUACUGAGACCUCCGAAUCUGCUACUAGCUCUACGGACUCCGAGACUGUGACUGAGCCAACUGACACUGACACCGGUUCGUCCACCGCCGAGGACUCUUCUUCAAGCAGUGAUGUUGCUUCAUCAACUGGAGAUGGUUCUCUGUCUGGUUCAUCCUCAGCGUCGACUAGCAGCGGUAGCAGCAGCUCUACCGAUCAGCCAUCCAAGCCAACUGAAGAUUGCCCAGACGAAGAUGAGGACGACAAGGAUGACGAAGAUGACAAGGAUGAUGACAAGCCACCAAAGGAGGACAAGGACGACAAGGAAGAUGACUGCCCUGAGGACGAAGAUGACAAGAAGCCACCUAAGGAGGACGACAAGGACGAUGACAAGGAUGGUGACAAGGAUGACGACAAGGACUACAAAGAGGACGACUGUCCCGAGGACGAGAAGCCAAAGCCACCUAAGGAUGAUGACAAGAAACCUCCAAAGGAUGAAGAAGAUUGCCCUGAGGACGACAAGCCCAAGCCUCCAAAGGAUGAUGACAAGAAGCCACCUAAGGACGAUGACAAGAAGCCUCCUAAGGACGAUGAUAAGAAGCCACCAAAGGAGGACGACAAGAAGCCACCAAAGGAUGAUGACAAGCCACCAAAGGAUGACGACAAGAAGCCACCAAAGGACGAUGAUAAGAAGCCACCAAAGGAGGACGACAAGAAGCCACCAAAGGAUGAUGACAAGCCACCAAAGGAUGACGACAAGAAGCCACCUAAGGACGACGAGAAGCCACCUAAGGAUGAUGACAAGAAAAAGACCGAGGAUGAUCACAAGAAGCGUCCUACUAAGACUGCUCCUGAAUCGACUGCUCCUAAGUCCACCGCACCUGAUUCGACUGCUCCUAAGUCAACUGCACCUGAAUCCACUGCACCAAAGUCCACUAGACCUGUUCGUACUUCCCCAAGUACCACGGCUCCAGUCAGGACCACUCCUAUUACAACUGCUCCAAAGACCACUGCUCCUAAGCCAACUGAGCCUACCGUUACUUCUUUCGAAGGUGCUGGUGUGAAGGCUUCUGUCGGUAUUCCAACAGUCUUUGCUGUGGUUGCCGGUUUGCUCGCUUUGUAA